Esox lucius (northern pike) is the source of this 2827-nucleotide messenger RNA. It is a transcript of the gene tmem250, whose product is annotated as transmembrane protein 250. The transcript is spliced from 2 exons. Bases 444 to 863 code for a protein of 139 amino acids. The record is from RefSeq and is a predicted model, not a curated record. Lineage: Eukaryota; Metazoa; Chordata; Actinopteri; Esociformes; Esocidae.
CGGAGCAACACUACCACCCAUAUAUCCACGGAACGACGUUUCAGAGGUUGUAACUACAAACUCAAUGUGUUACUCUGUGUGCAGGUCUAUUUGCACUGAGUUCGUGACUUGCAUCCGUUUUUCCGGGCCGCACCACCAUUGUGGUGAAGAGGAAGACGUUUUUGAGUCAGUUGUUGAAUAUAGAAUUGAAUGCUGAAAAUUCGUUGUUCAAGUCAUUCUUCAAGGAAACUCAAAAUCCUUCAUUUUCUUAACAAACGAGCCUGGUCUGCAAUCCUGAUAUCGACGUAAACCAAAUAAACCUUAUCAAAGGCCUACAUACCUAGUGAGGGGUUCCUAAGCAAUAAAAGUCAGCCAAUAAUGAUAACCACCACCAACUCUAAAGCAGAGGACGAGGCCUGUUACCGGGACUCCCAGCAGAAACCGGGUCCUCAAUUUCCCCACUCAUGCCUGUGAUCCCCAUCCCUCGGCGGGUGCGCAGUUUCCAUGGUCCACACACCACCUGCAUGCACUCGGCCUGUGGGCCGGCACGCACCACCCAGCUUGUGCGCACCAAGUACAACAAUUUUGACCUGUACUUGCGCUCGCGCUGCAUGUACGGCUUCCUGCGUUUCCUGCUCUACUUCGGCUGCAGCCUUCUGACCUCUCUCCUCUGGGUGACCCUGUCAGCUCUCUUUUGCCUGCAGUACGUGUGUGCCCGGGUCUUCCUGCGACUGCAGUACAAGCUUUCCGUCAUCCUCCUGUUGCUAGGACACCGGCGCCUUGACUUUGGGGUACUAAACAACCUGUUUAUCUACAGUAUGCAGGUCACCAUGUUUCUGGUGGGAGGCUUGGGCUGGUGCUUCAUGGUGUUUGUGGACAUGUAGCUUCUGGUGACAAACGUGACCAUGGGUUCGCUUGUAUACCAUUGACAGGCCUCCAUCUAAGUGAUGCGCAGCACACAUGGGCAGGUGUGAAGCAGUUUGUUGUCUGUAGGAAAACAGAUGACAAAAGGAUAGGUUCGUAUUAGUGUUUGAAUUGACUCGCUAUAACAUUACUUUUGUUAUGUUAUUUUAUACAUUCUCUGUUGAGAGAGUUCAGAGGCAAAUGUACCAUGCAUUAAAACAUUUUGGAUGAGUAAUUGUGUACCUGUGUGUAUGAUGCAUGUAGGUUGUCUUUUGGAUGCCAGUAAUAUCCAUGAUAGGUAUGGUGAAAAGGCCUGCUUCUUGAGCUGUUAUCAAGUCUAAACACAUGUAGCAGGCUUUAAGGAAAUGUCUGCAAUCAGGUCCCACACACACUCAUUCUAAAUGAUUAAAAUAAAUAUGAAGGUUCUCUUUUGUGAUGUUCAGCCAGUCCAGUGUGGAGGAGUAGUUAAGAUGGCCUGUUAACACCCAAAAGUGCAAGUUGUCAUAGGCUUCUCCUUUUCCUCACUGGAACUUUUUCUUGUUGAGGACAGCAGAGGGUGUCCAGUCUUGAAGUGCAAGUUACUCUGGAUGAAUUUCGUUAAAGCCCUCAUUUAGUCCCAGAAUCCCACACUCACACACAGAACAUUCUGUUUGGCCUCUCUAAGAACACAAUAGCCAAUCAGCCAGACCUCCAUCUGUGCCAACCAAAACAAAGACUGUGAUUUGUGGCUGUGGCCCAAUGACCUUAUAUAGCUUAUUUUCCCCCUACACUAGGACUGAUCUGAAGCACAGACUAGAAGUAUGGUGUAAAACAUAUUCAGUAGUGUAAUUCAAGUGUAAGGCCUGUAGUUUUCACAUUCAAUAUGCCCAUUAUUUUUCCCUUUAAAAUGCAUUCUGGGAUUUUUGGCCACAGGUUUUUAAAGUGGCACUGUCAAGCCAAAAACUGCCCUAAAAAAUGUGUGCCAUGUAAUGUACAUGCAUAUGCCUGUGAAUUGAAAACCACUCACUUUCAAAUGUGGGAGUUUUAUGGCUUUAUACUUACAGAUUAUGCACAUAUAAAAUAUUACACAUCCAGACCAAAACAGGUUUAAAAAAAGGUCAGUCACAGACAGCGUCUUUAAAGUUCUGGUCAGUGAAACAACAGAUGCAGUAAACAGCGGAGGCUGCAUUUUCUCCAAUACCAAGAACAUUGAACCAUGUUGCCAAACUGUACCUCCUUUUCUGGACCUGUGGCUACAGUACCUGUGUGUGAUUGUAUGAGAGGGAAUGACUGCUCAUUGCAAAGUCAUUGUCCUGAGACAACCUAAAAAGUAGAGGUCCUACUCAACCUAUCAUUUUUCUUCGUUUUCCCCUUUCCUGCAAUUCAAGCACAAGGCCUGGCCAGGAAACCAUCUGGUCCCUAGUUAUAGGCAAAGCCUCAGUACUUAACCCAUUAAUGGUUAGAGAGCUGACUUUCCAAUGUAGUCAUUUCAGAUCGGUGCUGAAUACUUAGGGAAAGAAACAAGAAAACCAAUGGCCCAGAGAGAGAUGAGUCCAGCUCAAGUUUGUUUCUGAGAUUGCUGAAUACUGGCAGUAGGGGGAAGUGCGUGACCUGCACAAGCCUGUAUUGUUUUUACUCCGGGACACUUAGGUUGCAUUUCGACAGGCAGCCCUAUUAAUUCAACAUAUGUUGAUCCUCAUCAACACUCAUAGCGAGGGGUCUACUGCUAUUAUAGCUGUAAAAUACUGCCAUUAUUAAAAUAUGUAUAUAUUAAUGGCAGUAUUUGACAUAUAACAAAUAACAGAAUCUGUUCAAAGCGUUUGUUCAGAAAGUUCAUGUGGACUGCUUUAUGUGUAAAUGUUCUGUUGUUUCUUUAGUUUCUGCUAAUAUUCUGGUCAUUGCACUGUAUAUUUUCAUUAUGCCUAAGCCUUUCAGGAAGGGCAUAUGAAUAAAUGGAUAAAACAUU